CAUAUUUAGUGUGCAACGUCUAUUAGGUAAUUCGUGAAAUUGAAUUAAUGAAAGGAAUAGAAAUUGUCAACAACGAAUUACAUACUAUUGUUAAAAAUGGUUAAAUUUUAUAAACUUGAUAUAAAUCGAACAGAGUGGGAAAUACCUGAAAUAUAUCAACAGCUUCAAGCAGUCGGUUCUGGCGCAUAUGGACAAGUAUGUAAAGCAAUUGUACGUAACACAGGCAUGAAGGUGGCCAUAAAGAAGUUAGCACGUCCAUUUCAGUCGGCUGUUCAUGCAAAACGAACUUAUCGCGAGUUGCGAUUGCUCAAACAUAUGGACCAUGAAAAUGUCAUAGGCUUAUUGGAUGUAUUUCAUCCCGGACAGCCUCCAAAUUCUUUGGAAAAUUUUCAACAAGUGUAUUUAGUAACACAUUUAAUGGAUGCUGAUUUAAAUAAUAUUAUUCGCACCCAAAAACUUUCUGAUGACCAUGUCCAAUUUUUGGUGUAUCAAAUUUUACGUGGCUUGAAAUAUAUUCAUAGUGCUGGUAUAAUACAUCGUGAUUUAAAGCCUUCAAAUAUUGCCGUAAAUGAAGAUUGUGAGUUGCGAAUACUUGAUUUUGGCUUAGCAAGGCCUGCAGAAAGUGAAAUGACGGGUUAUGUGGCCACCAGAUGGUAUCGAGCUCCCGAAAUAAUGCUCAAUUGGAUGCAUUAUAAUCAAACCGUAGACAUUUGGUCAGUUGGCUGUAUUAUGGCAGAGCUUCUUACCGGGCGUACCUUAUUUCCUGGUACGGAUCAUAUCCAUCAACUUAAUCUAAUUAUGGAGAUACUUGGUACACCUACAGAAGAUUUUAUGCAAAAAAUUUCCUCUGAAAGUGCUCGAAACUAUAUACGAGCAUUGCCAAAAAUGGCUCGUCGAAACUUUAGAGACGUAUUCCGUUUCGCUAAUCCAUCGGCAAUAGAUUUACUUGAAAAAAUGCUAGAGUUGGAUGCUGAAAAACGAAUUACAGCUGAACAAGCUCUAGCUCACCCAUAUAUGGAAAAGUAUCAUGAUCCUAGUGAUGAGCAAACCUCUCCAUUGUAUGAUCAAAGCUUCGAAGAUAUGGAUUUGCCAGUUGAAAAGUGGAAGGAACUUGUAUUUACAGAAGUUUUAAGCUUUAAACCACCACAAGCCUUUGCCGAAGUCCUUGAAAAAUGCAAAAGACACUUGACAUACUUACCUGUUCGGAGAUACUACCUAUGUUUUAUAUGUGUGAUCAAAUGUGCAUUAAUGGCACUUCCAUUUCUGCCAUAUGCUCGUCCCGACUUCUACAGCUAAUAUUGGGAUCUCAACUUUUUGCUAACCGAAUACCGAUAGAAGGGCCUUCAAUUCCAAGAUUCCGAAUGGCUAAUGAAACUCCGAAGACAGGGUAUCAAUGUUUAACUACUUUUUUUGAUAACUUAAUUAAUUAAAUAUAAUAAAAUUAAACAAAUAUUGUAUUUAUUAAUGUUUAUGAAUAUAUUCAUGCACAUAUUUCUCAAAAA
Bactrocera oleae (olive fruit fly) is the source of this 1502-nucleotide messenger RNA. NCBI's taxonomy places the organism in Eukaryota, Metazoa, Arthropoda, Insecta, Diptera, Tephritidae. The record is from RefSeq and is a predicted model, not a curated record.